AUGCAAGCUCUUUGUGUAUUUGGAUAUUGGGCUUCUUACGGGUUAAACCAAUGGAGGAGUGGGUUACGUUUCAAGUUUUGUGGCGGCUCAGCUUCUACCCACCGGUUGUUUCUUCAGCAAAGUCCGAGACUUUCUGCGAUCAGAGCUUCAUCAGAGGGAAGCUCGAGGCGUAGAGCUUACAAGGAGUCACAAGAAGCUAGUGCCUUCCCUAAUGCUAAAGAUCAGCAUAUUGCUUCUAACAGCUUGCCUGUUGGCUCAGUCGUUGUCGUCACCUUCGCAGUUUUGUGGAAAGUGGUGGAGAAGUUCAUGUCUCCAAAGUCUACAAAGACUUUAUCUGGUGAAAGCAAGUCUUCUACACAAGGAGUGAAAUGGUCAAUCAGUGCUGGUACUAAUCUGUUUCAAGGGUUUGCUGCAAAGGUUGAUAGGGAGAACAAACAGAGGCUUAAUGAAUUAGCUAAAGAAUUAAGGUCCUUCAGAAGUGUUGAUAUGUCAGGAUGCAACUUAGGAGAUAAAGGGAUGUUCUUUCUUGCUGAAAGCCUUGGGUAUAAACAGACUGUGGAAGAAGUCAGUUUUCCUGCAAAUGAGAUUACAGCUGCAGGAGUCAAAGCCUUUGAUGAUGUUCUUCAAUCAAAUAUUAUGUUGAAGGUUCUUAACCUCUCUGGAAACCCUAUUGGUUAUGAUUACGUUGAGGCUUGA
Eruca vesicaria subsp. sativa (arugula) is the source of this 696-nucleotide messenger RNA. The record is from the annotation of a GenBank genome assembly. NCBI's taxonomy places the organism in Eukaryota, Viridiplantae, Streptophyta, Magnoliopsida, Brassicales, Brassicaceae.